Molecule: messenger RNA, 1345 nt
Organism: Camellia sinensis
Lineage: Eukaryota; Viridiplantae; Streptophyta; Magnoliopsida; Ericales; Theaceae
Source: RefSeq, a predicted model, not a curated record
UUAACUUUACAUGAUACUCAAUUUCUAUCGUAAAAGCUAUGAUCCAAAAAAAAAAUAGCGCCAAAAUUAAAAAAAUUCAGGCGCCAAAUGCCAAAACAAAUAUUAAAAAAUAUAUAUAUCAAAAUACAUUAACUUUUGGCUUCUUCUGACUUCUUCUAAUAAAAAAAAGAAAAUAAAAGGGUCCAUCGAAAGGCAUGUAAAAGAGAGGGAGCGGGAGUGAGAGACAACGGCCAGAAGCUCCACCACCGCCAUCGCCACCGCAGCCCACCGAUAUCUUUGCACAAGAGGGCAUCAAAUCGGGUAUUUGGACAUCAAUCAGAAUACCCUCCAAUCUUGUGAAGAGUCGGCGAUUAGAAAAUUAAAUACGAUGCACAAAAUUGCUUCCUUCUUCUGUUGCAGAAAUCCCAAUGUGGAAUCAACAAUAGAACACAUUUGUCGUCAUAAUGGUGAUGGAGCCAUUCUUGUAUUCCUCACUGGUUGGGAUGACAUUUCUAAGCUGCUUGAAAAAAUUAAAGCAAACAGUUUACUUAGAGAUCCCAACAAGUUUUCUUGUUCUUCCUCUUCAUGGUUCAAUGCCUACCAUCAAUCAAUGUGAAAUUUUUGAUUGCCCACAUGCCAAUGUGAGGUUAAAGAAGCAGGAACUAGCGUCAUUUGCCAAGUCAGAUGAAGAUGUCUUCCGUGCUAUAGAACAAUCUGUAAAGAGAGAUUUUAGGGUGAGGAAAACAGUAGAGGUGAACAUAGGGUGCACAAAGGUGGUGAACGUAGGAUGCACUCACAACAAAAUAUUUAGUUGCAUGAUGCAAAUGAUACUGGAAAUGGUGGAUCUUUGGACAAUGCUAAAUGUAAAUUGUUGAAUUGGGAUGGAACAAAAGCGGUGGUUGUAGAAGACACAAUUUCAUCAACAGAUUCUAAAGCAUUGGUACAUCACAUGCCUCUUGGCCUUGGGUGUUGGAAAGUAUGGGUUAACCAUAUUAUAGUCAAUGCGCCAUUGUUUCGCCCUAAUCGUGAGAUGUUUGUGCUCGAGAAUGCUAUUGGAAGCACUGUUGCUUGGCCAACCCAUUUCAUUAGCUUUGACUUUGAGUAGAAAUCCUAACAUCUAUGGAUAGUUUUUGAGGACUUUGAUGAAUAGAUUUCUAUAAUCAUUGGAUAGUUUUGGGUAAUGUUUACAAACUUAAAUAUGUACAGUUUUGGAUGGUUUAUAACUUUUUGGAUAAUUUAGAACUUAAGGAUAGUCCUUUUGGAUGUUUUUGAACUUGCGGUUAGUUUUUGGAUGUUUGGAAUGUAUGUAUUGACAAUUUUUGAAUGUUUAUAAUUUAUGGAUAUAUUUUAUUUUUUAUGGUUGAAA